Messenger RNA from Prosopis cineraria, 1300 nucleotides. Its product is annotated as protein FLUORESCENT IN BLUE LIGHT, chloroplastic. Gene Ontology annotation, molecular function: protein binding. The record is from RefSeq and is a predicted model, not a curated record. The transcript has 5 exons. NCBI's taxonomy places the organism in Eukaryota, Viridiplantae, Streptophyta, Magnoliopsida, Fabales, Fabaceae. Gene Ontology annotation, biological process: chlorophyll biosynthetic process. Bases 104 to 1066 code for a protein of 320 amino acids.
UCCUCUAUAAUAUUGGUUUCUUAAAAUUUUAACCGAAAAUGGCAUGAAGUGUUAUUUUUGCCGUGAGAGAUUGUUAUCUGGUUAAACAAUGUACUGUUAAUCGAUGAAUCGAGCUCAGCAGACUUCCAGAAUCAAUUUCCCUGCGUUUGUCCUCAGAACCGGCACUCCAAUGGCGGUCAUGCUCCGCUGUUCCUGCUUACUUUCUCGUCCUCACUUACGGCAACCUCCGCUUCGCGGCCAAUUUUCAGGCAACAUGGACCUCGUUCCUGGAAGAUUUGCGCCUCUCUGUUUGAAAGUGGAAAAGUUUGUGCCAUUCUUGAAAGUUACAUUUGCGAAGUCUUCGGAAACUCAACCUAUGCUGUCCUGCUCAAAUUGUCAGGAAGACAAAAACCUGGCGUUUCUGGCAAUGUUAUUUCUUGCCAACAAUAUUUUAAUGCUCUCCACCCCGUGUAAAGCUCUGGCAGAAACAUGUGAUGCUAAUAACUCGUCUUUCAACAUGCCUUUACUACUAUCAGUAGCUCUCAUUGGGGCCACUGUUGGAGGGCUGCUUGCUAGGCAACGGAGAGGGGAAUUGAAGAGGCUGAAUGAUCAACUACGGCAGAUCAAUGCAGCUUUGAGGAGGCAAGCCAAAAUUGAGUCUUAUGCUCCUACCCUGAGUUAUGCUCCUGUUGGUGGUAGGAUACUUGAAAAUGAAGUUAUAGUGGAUCCAAGAAAAGAGGAGCUGAUUUCCAAAUUGAAAACUGGGAAGAACUUUCUAAGGAAUCAAGAGCCAGAAAAAGCAUUCCUAGAAUUUAAGAUGGCUCUUGAGAUGUCUCAAAAUUUGAAGGAUCCUGUCGAGGAGAAAAAAGCUGCUAGAGGUUUAGGAGCCUCACUGCAAAGGCAGGGCAAGUACCGAGAAGCAAUUAAAUACCAUUCCAUGGUGUUGGCCGUCUCUGAAAGAGAAGGAGAGGACUCCGGAAACACUGAAGCUUAUGGGGCAAUUGCUGAUUGUUAUACUGAGCUUGGAGACCUUGAGCGAGCUGGUCAGUUCUAUGACAAGUAUAUUUCGAGGUUGGAAAAGGAUUAACUAAUCAUUCUGACAUGGCUAUGAUUACGUGUUCGAUGAAAUAAUGACCAUAGACUUGGUAUAGUUUGCCAAUUUUGGCUUGCCAUCAUCAGUUUCCUGCGGAAUUUUCAAUUCCUUUUUCUUUAUUUACGUUGGUUGACAGUUCCGCAUCAUUGUGACUGUAAACUCGAAAAGAAAAAACUUGGUCAAAAAGAAUUAUAAGAACUUGAAGGGCUUUUUGCGCUUGAUAUGACA